AUGGAUUGUUAUGGCGAUCAAGGUUAUACCGAGAUUGCCGAUGCAUGCACUCGUCCUGUACCAAUCUUCCAUCUUCUCAAGUAUCGACAUGUCCUCAAACAUCUGUUCCAAGGUCGCGAAAAAGGUAUCCCUACAAAGAGCCAACUUCUGGAGAAUGUCCAACGAGAUGACGUGUUUGAACAUCAACAACAACUCUACAAACAAUUCAAGAGGAUAUCACCUGCCACUGCAUACAUCAAUGCGACCAGGCCAUACCACACAAAGGCACAAUCAAAGCCAAACUCAACACAAAUUGAUGGUGUGGCAUCAAUCACGCUCCAAUCACUCUCACGAUUGAUCAUCAAACACAUUGUGACAUUCCUGGUGUUUGAUCGAGCCUGGGACUCCAAGUGGAUUGUCACACUGUCCACCGUGUCAUCACAGUUCCAUCAAGCAGUGUCCAGUGUUCUGUCAAACAAUGUGAUACCAACAUUGAGCAUUCGAUCGAUGAUCACUCACAUUGGAUCCGUCCAAACAUUGUCUGUUCAAGUCACCACCACUUCAUCUCAAUGCAGUUGA
This is a messenger RNA of Acytostelium subglobosum LB1, 558 nucleotides long. RefSeq lists its product as hypothetical. NCBI's taxonomy places the organism in Eukaryota, Evosea, Eumycetozoa, Acytosteliales, Acytosteliaceae. The transcript has a single exon. The coding region runs from base 1 to 558 and encodes 185 amino acids. The record is from RefSeq and is a predicted model, not a curated record.